Molecule: messenger RNA, 5616 nt
Organism: Amphiprion ocellaris (clown anemonefish)
Lineage: Eukaryota; Metazoa; Chordata; Actinopteri; Pomacentridae
Gene: gpam
Product: glycerol-3-phosphate acyltransferase, mitochondrial
Exons: 21
Coding region: 235-2718 (827 amino acids)
Biological process (GO): phospholipid biosynthetic process
Cellular component (GO): plasma membrane; mitochondrial membrane
Molecular function (GO): glycerol-3-phosphate O-acyltransferase activity
Source: RefSeq, a predicted model, not a curated record
ACCAAAACAGCGAGUGGUACAUCCUCCUGUCACACAUCCCGGUCUGUCAGAGCCGCGCCGUCCCGGUCCUCUGAGGCGAGCCCAGCUAAUGCAGCUAAUAGUCGGCGACGCUAAAAAACAUUCACCGCUUUGUCGACGAGCUUUUUUCUGAGAUAUGAGUCAGCGGAACUCAAUUUUCAAGCUUGCCAGCUAGUGGUGUGUGAUCUGGAGGAAGAGGAAAGGACAGCAGAAACAAUGGAGCUGUCCGAUGGCUUGUUGCUGCAGGUCAACAAUGGAGAGCAGUGGUGUAACCGGUGGAAACAUCCCAAUGAGGACUCGGACCGCAGCACCAGCCCUUCAGUCCUCCGCUGUGUGACCAGCACGUGGAAGGAAGGUCUGCUGAAUAGAAAGAGGCCCUUUGUGGGACGUUGCUGUCAUUCCUGUACACCACAGAGCUGGGAGAGACUGUUCAACCCCAGUAUUCCAUCUCUGGGACUGCGCAACGUCAUCUACAUCAAUGAGACACACACUAGACAGCGAGGCUGGUUGGCACGCAGGCUGAGUUAUGUGCUGUUUGUCAUGGAGAGAGAUGUCCACAAGGACAUGUUCACCAGGAACGUGGUGGACAAUGUGCUCAACAACAGCAGGGUGGAGACUGCUAUUGUGAAGGUAGCCACAGAUUUGGAUGCUGCAGCCAGCCAGUCUGGCCAGGAGCACAAAGCUGUCAGUAAAGUGAAGCAGAAAGCCAGGGCCUUCCUCCAAGAGAUGGUGGCCAACAUUUCACCAGCCUUUAUCAGGCUGACAGGGUGGGUGCUCCUGAGACUGUUUAAUGGCUUCUUCUGGAGCAUCCAGAUCCACAAGGGUCAGCUGGAAAUGGUCAAGAAAGCUGCUACAGAGCAAAAUGUGCCCAUGGUCUUCCUCCCUGUUCACAAAUCUCACAUCGACUACCUGCUCAUCACUUUGAUUCUGUUCUGUCAUAACAUCAAAGCCCCACACAUCGCUGCUGGGAACAAUCUAAGCAUUCCCAUCCUCAGUACCUUGAUCCGUAAACUUGGAGGAUUCUUCAUACGCCGGAAAAUGGAGGAGACUGGGGAUGGAAAGAAAGACAUUUUAUACAGAUCACUUUUGCAUGCAUACACAGAGGAGCUGUUGCGGCAGCAGCAGUUUUUGGAGGUCUACCUGGAGGGUACCCGGUCACGCAGCGGUAAGCCGUCUCCAGCACGUGCAGGUAUGCUGUCGAUAGUGGUUGACACACUGUGCACCGGGUCCAUCGCAGAUGUGCUGGUGGUGCCAGUUGGCAUCUCAUACGACCGCAUUAUUGAGGGCAACUACAAUAGCGAACAGCUGGGCAAGCCCAAGAAGAAUGAGAGUUUGUGGGGAAUAGCAUGUGGAGUGUUCAGGAUGUUGAGAAAGAACUACGGUUGUGUCCGUGUUGAUUUUAACCAGCCCUUCUCCCUAAAGGAGUACAUGGACAGCCAGAGAAGCCGCCACAUUCCACCACCAGUGUCCUUGGAACAUAACUUGAUGCCCACCAUUAUUUCUGCACAGCCUGAUGCUCAGCUGUUUGAGGGGCAGGAGGAGGAGCAGAUGAACAGAGAGUUGCCCGAUGACAUGUUUCGACGGCAACUUAUCAACAACCUGGCCAAGCACGUCCUCUUCACGGCUAAUAAGUCGUCAGCGAUCAUGUCGACGCACAUUGUAGCCUGUUUGCUGCUGUACAGACACAGACAGGGGGUGGUGCUGUCCAAGCUAGUGGAAGACUUCUUCAACAUGAAGGAGGAGAUCCUGUCCAGGGACUUCGACUUGGGCUUUUCGGGAAACUCUGAAGAUGUGGUCAUGCGAGCCCUCCACCUCCUGGGAAACUGUGUCAAUGUGACCAGCAGUGCUAAUCGCAAUGGAGAGUUUACUGUUGCACCCAGCCAGACCGUACAGGCGCUUUUUGAGCUCAACUUCUAUAGCAACGGCCUUUUCCAUGUCUUCAUUUCGGAUGCAAUCAUUGCCUGUAGCAUCCUGUCACUACAACGCGAGCUCGUCAUGGAAUCUGAAUCUGAUCAACAGCCUGACGGUCUCAGUAGUCUCCUUCUUAGUCAGGAAAGACUGAUCCGCAAGGCUGCCAGUCUCUCCCACUUCCUUAUCAAUGAGGUCGCUGUUGCACCACCCUGUCAGACGAUCUACCAGGUUUUCCACGAUACAGUGACCCGGUUGAUCCAGUAUGGUGUUCUUUAUGUGGCAGAGGAGGACCAGGAGGAACUGAGCCCGAGUCCUACUGAGGAAACUUGGCCCAAAAAGUUCUCUGAGCCUCUUUCCUGGAGAAGUGAUGAAGAGGAUGAGGACAGUGACUUUGGAGAGGAGCAGAGGGAUCGCUACCUAAAGGUGAGCGUAUCUGCAGAGCACCAGGAGUUCUUUGUCUUUCUUCAGCGACUGCUCAGCCCAGUGCUGGAGGCCUACAGUGGUGCCGCAAUCUUCGUCCACAGCCUGAGUCAACCAACGGCUGAGUCGGACUACACACAGAAGCUUUUCAGAUACCUGCUCACUCGCACAGAGAGAGGAGUGGCUGCUUAUGGUGAAAGUGCGACUCAUUACCUGGUUAAGAACACCGUGAGGACAUUCAAAGAGCUCGGGGUCCUAAAGGAGAGAAGAGAGAACAAGGUGACCACUCUGGAGCUAAGCAGCACCUUUCUACCUCAGGCCAAUCGGAAUAAACUCCUGCAGUACAUCUUGGGUUUCACCCUGCUGUGACCAAGACACCCUCUAGCCCAGCUCAGACCCCAGGCUCCUUCCAGUAAAGGGCUUCUACUGGUUACUUCUAAACAAUCCCAGGUGCUACUCUGUGGAAAGCUUUACCAGGAAGUGCCUUCAUGUAAAAGCCGCUAACUGUUAGCUGUUAGCCGGAAGAGACUUGAAGCCAGUCUUCCCUGUUUUUUGGUUCCAGUCUCUGACUCCCUGUCUUAGAACUGUGCAGCUGAUUAAAACACAUGUAUUGUUCUUUGAAGAGAUACCUCUAGGGAACACCCUUUCUUUGAGAACUUUGCCAGUAACAUCAAAAGGUUGUAAUAUGAUCAAAAUUUUAAUCUCUAAACUGAUACGCUCAAGCAGGUUAGAAAAUGUUUCACUUUUACAGCAAUCCGAACAAAGCAAGCUGCCUUUCAUCUAUACAAGUGAACAAGCAAAAUAUGCAUUGUAAAACAUAACCAACACUCUUUCUGCUUGUUUGUAAAACUGCUGUACUCUCCAGUGCACUCUAGUAUCAUUCAGUAGAAAAAAUGUGAAAAUGUAGUUUGUUGAAAGGCUUAUUUUUAAACAAAUUUCUGUACAUAAUUCACAAGGACAGUGUCUCUCAUUUCUAUACAUGCGCUGUGCUGUCAUCAAACUGAGAGAUACAGUCUCCUUGCAAAAUGUGUACAUAUCCAAAUUUUCAUAAAUUAUCUGUAUAAAUCUAAUUCUGCGUUGUGUUAAGGUCAGUUGCUGUUUUAAGAUAUCAAAACAGUUCAGACAUUCAAAAGUACCUGCUCAGCAAAAGCAAUAUGUACCCUGUUGGAAGUCUGGCCCAGUCGAGGCCAAAAUCACAUACAUCUACAGUUAAGUGCAUUCAAACCACUGAUAGCUAAGUGCAUUCAAUUACACUUUUCAUCUUGUUGAAAAGUGACCUUGAUCUCUGUUUUUUGCGUAACACCUUUCAAUUUUCAAUGAAUGUUACAUAGCACAGUACUUAAAAUACUUAAUACCAGCCAUCACAUCCACUUACACUGAAAUGCAGCCAGCUCAGACACUCUUUAGUCUUGCCUUUCAGGGAAAGCAGAUGUUUGGGAUUACCACCUUUAUUUUCUGUAUUAUAAACACACUGUAUAAAGCCUUUAUAGCACUGCUGCUGAGGGGGCUCUUUGCUCCAAUAGCUGGGCAUUUACUAGACAGAAGUACUGCAUAGCGUCGUAACAAUAAAUGGUACAUAUCCACUGUGUAACCCACUUGAACAGGUCCCGUCUCUGAAAGUCGGUUUUUUGUGAGAACAAAAUCAUAACAAGGAACUUGUUGAGAACGGAGGAAGACAUUUUUCUCCUGUAAUGAAGAAUGCUGUAACAAUCUGAACACCAAUAAUACAAUCAUCAUCCACUGCCAGGUUUAAUUCAUUUCCUUUGAAUUUCCAGCAUCAAUUGGUUACUUUCCAAAAUCAAUUAGAAAAUGUGUUUUAAACCACCAGUAAUUAGAUCCUGAUCAUUUCAAUUUUUACUCCAAAAUGCAGAUGUCAAAACAUUACUGUCAGACAGGAAGGGAAUAAAACUUUUGCGGCUGAUUAUGGAACUCAAAAAGCGAAGUACAACACACCUGAUAGUGAAACCACACUGUGCUGUACCUGCUGGACAUUUACAAGUUUUCAGUUCUGUUUGUAAAAUAGCCUCACAACACAGGAAGUCAAUAUUUAGGUGUAAUUCAGAAUCUAAAUACAUACAUGAACAUAAAUGUACAACAUCUCACAUGUUUGUGUAUGAAUGUGCACGCCUGGUAGCGAAAACGGGAAGGAGCAUGUUUGAGAGGGUCAAAGGAAGUUUGGUGAAUCAUCGUCAUGACUGGAGGGAUUCUUAACCCAAUUUUAAGGCUGAUAGCGUGAAAAAACUGAUCAUCUGUCAGGGCAUUAAAAAAUGGGAACUGGGUGUCCGAUACGUAGGAUAUGUUUCAAUGAAUGUUUAUAUUGAAAGACUUUUUGACAAUGGUCAGCAACACUACUUGGUACAAAUUAUUUAAAUGCUCUUUUCUCAACAUUCAGCUUUAUUUAAUGUUAAAAAUCGGCAUAUGUGAAUGCAGUUUGUCAAAAAAAAUGUAUAAAAUUACCCAUAAAUGGUGAAAGUUAGUUGUUGUGGAUUGAUGAAAGACACUCACAGCAUGUUGAAGAACAGAAAAUUAUGUUACCCGAAUGGGAAUUUGAUGUUUAAGGCAACUCUGAGCCCACAAUCUGUGUACGUCCCUCACAGCAGGACCCCUCCGCCAAAAUUCAACCACUGUUUGUACUGUACUGCAUGUUUCCUCUGGUCGCCUUUAAUCAUCGACUCGUCAGCGUGAACUCUGCUUAACAUGAGAAUGAUGUUUUACAGUCUAGUGUGUGAAUUGUGUUGAACAGAAAGAUAGUCGUAUGUGUAGGAGAUAAAAUUUGUUACCUCUUGAAUGUAUCUCAUCUGUCCCUGAAAAGGUCAAUGUGAUAUUGUAGAAUACUCAAUGGAAUCGGUACAGAUGUGAUAAAAGUUUUUUAUGAACUGCUUGUGGGAGUUGUUGCUACUGAAGCUGCGUUAACGACAUCCCACUGCUCUGUGUAACGUCGUAGGAUUUAAAAAAAAUAACAAAACAUGCCUGUAUCUGGGGAGCAGGUGCCUUUUUAAUGCACUGUAGUGUUCUUCGGUUGUGUUUUUUGUUCUCUUUUUGUGCAUGUUAACAGCUGUUAUUUCAUGUGGGAAUCCAAAAGAGCACUGUAGAUUGUAACUUAAAAACAAAAUACACAAGUGGAGAGAAUGUGUUGUUACUAUAAGAAGAAUCACCAGCUACUUUAAAAAAAAAACAAAAAAAAAAAAACACUUUUUUUGUUCUUGCUAUAUCGCAGUGAAGCACAAUUGGCAUAGAUUUUCUUCUUAAAUAAAUGAUAGAUUAACA